Messenger RNA from Megalopta genalis, 907 nucleotides. RefSeq names its product F-box only protein 7. The record is from RefSeq and is a predicted model, not a curated record. Lineage: Eukaryota; Metazoa; Arthropoda; Insecta; Hymenoptera; Halictidae. Gene Ontology annotation, biological process: positive regulation of autophagy of mitochondrion. Gene Ontology annotation, molecular function: protein kinase binding.
ACUUUAUUCGUGGUCUCAUGCUUCGUAGGAUCAUAUGUUUUGCAGCAUCACACAGUUUAGAGGUUAAGUUUGUUUUCGCGACAACAAUUACAACUAAUGUCAUUCAUGUCAGACUUUAUAUUUGCGGAGGAUAGCACGAUUACGAAAUUGGCACCGUCACUGGAGAGUAUAUUAAGGGAUUUAAAAGAGAAUGUCACACACCAUGAUUAUUUAGUUGCCUUGCUGAUAGUAUUUUUAGCAGAGUACGGAUUUCAGGUUUCAACAUCUGACGUAUGUGACUCGCAACGACUGAAUCUGAGAUCCUUGCGGAUACCAGAAAACUGGAAGUCGAAGGACACUAAAGCCUAUGACAUGCGUUUCCAUUUUGUGGCUGCUCCUAAUGUCACGUGCAAAUUGGUUGCAGUUCCAUCGGGUGAUUUAUUGAUCGUUAACUUUUAUCCUCUAAUAGACCGUGGAAAAACUUAUUCUAUAUGCGUACAAAGUUUGAAGUAUAUCAAUCCUUUCUCUAGCGACCUUUGUGGUCGAUACAGAAAUCUCAAAGAAAUAUCUCUCAGGUUCAAAGACUCGCUAGCAAAUCCAGUGCGUAUAGACGUAGCGACCAGGGAAGGAAUAGUUGUUCCAAGCUUACAGAGUCUACCAAUCGAAUUGAAGAUCAGGAUCAUGAAUCUAUUGAAUCCUCAUGAUUUAUCACAAUUAAUAGAAGUCCUCGCCAGACUUUCUUGAGGAUUGAAUACAAAGGAGAUGUUACAGACGGUUAACAGUUCUGUCAGUUUUAUUUUUAUCCAUAAAAAAGAAUACUUUCACAAAAUAUAAAUGUUUCUAUCGUCCACUGGUAGGACUUUUGGAUCCAUGUGUAGAACUAUUUUUCUGUACAUAUAUUAAACGACAUGAUAUAAUUUUUCAAACG